Messenger RNA from Naegleria fowleri, 1584 nucleotides. RefSeq lists its product as uncharacterized. Gene Ontology annotation, molecular function: misfolded protein binding; ATP-dependent protein folding chaperone; ATP hydrolysis activity. The transcript has 2 exons. NCBI's taxonomy places the organism in Eukaryota, Heterolobosea, Eutetramitea, Acrasida, Naegleriidae. Gene Ontology annotation, biological process: protein refolding; cellular response to unfolded protein. The coding region runs from base 1 to 1584 and encodes 527 amino acids. The record is from RefSeq and is a predicted model, not a curated record. Gene Ontology annotation, cellular component: cytoplasm.
AUGACACCCCAUCAAUCAUUCUUGGUGUUUACAAUGGCAACCCGGUACCAGUUGUCAUUUGACACGAUAUUUGGAGAUGAUCAAGGAAGUGAGCACUUGAAUUUGAAGGACAGAUGUCAGACCCGCUUUCAAGAAAAAGUUGAAUUUUCACAAAAAAAUGACCAAAAGAAAUCGAAAGCCUCCUCGAAAGCUACAUCAUCAUCCACAGAGCAAGCCUCUUCAUCCUCAACAGCAUCUUCUUCCUCCGAAUCUACUACUGCGGUUUUCGAUGGAGCUAUUGGAAUUGAUUUCGGUAAUCAUAACUGCACCGUUGCCUAUUUUAACGUACAACAUUUGCUUUCAUCAUUUCCAAAUUUAAAUUCAUCAUCGGCUUUAACUUCCUCAUCUCCGAAUAAGCCUUGUUAUGCUGCUACGGUGAUUCAACCAGUUCAAAAUAUGAACAGCCAUGUGGUUAUUAUACAGAAUGAAGAUGGUGCUCAUCAUACACCUUCCGUGAUAAAGGUGAACACAAUCAUCGAAGGAGAAGGAACAGAUAAUGAAAAAAACAAGAGAGAAAUCAUUGUAGGAUUUCCUCCUCUUCCUGGAGCAUCACUCGCUCCAGACCAAGUUAUUUCCGAUUUGAAAGAAUUCAUGCUGGAGGAUGAAGAAAGAAUGAAGAAGGAAAAUACGGAAUCUCCAGAACGAAUUGCGUUCAAUGGAGAGGAAUAUUCUCAGGAUUAUAUGGUCAGCUUGUUAUUGGGAAAGAUGAAAAAUAUUGCAGAACAUUAUUUGGGAAAGAAAGUGAAAAAGGCAGUGAUCAGCUGCCCUUCGAACUCCUCACAUUGUGAAGCAGUCAUUCGGAAAGCAUGUGACCUGUUGGACAUGAAAGUUUUAACAAUUCUCAAAGAACCUAUUGCAGCCUUAAUUGGUUACGGAUUUGAUUUACCCAAGCCAAAUGAAGGAGCAAGGAAAGUUUGUGUGAUUGACGUUGGUGCUUUGGAGACAAAUAUUUCAAUCGUAAAAGUGGCAGAAAAUGGCCUAUUUGAAAUGAUUAAGAGUGAGUCGAAACGACCAUUGGGUGGAGAAUCCAUUGACCAAGUUAUGAUUCAAAUGUGUCUCCAGGAAUUUAAGCGACUCUAUUACAAGAAUAUGUCUGAGUCAAUGUUCCAACAAGAAGUUGGAAAAAAUAGAAAAGUCCAAAACAAACUAAGAAGAUCAUGUGAAAAUGCCAAGAUAGUGCUAUCGAAUAAUCAACAAGCCAUGAUUGAAAUUGAUUCACUAUAUGAUGGUUUAGAUUUCCAAUUCAAAAUCACUCGUGCACGAUUUGAAAGCUCAGUCAUGUCAAUUUUUGCAAGUAUCAUUGAACAUGCAAGACAAACAGCGGACUCAUUGGCAGAACAAGAUUACUCGUUUGCAUCCAUUACCGACGUUGUUCUUGUUGGAGGCUCUUGUCAGAUUCCCAAAUUAAGAGAUAGUAUUCAAACAUUAUUUUCUCAAGCCAAAGUGCAUGAUUCGGCAGUUGAAGAUAGUAUAGCAAUAGGGUGUGCCAUUCAAGCACAUUUGAUGCACAUGUACUCGCAUUUAAUGAACAACAAAACCAACUAG